Molecule: messenger RNA, 3416 nt
Organism: Cokeromyces recurvatus
Lineage: Eukaryota; Fungi; Mucoromycota; Mucoromycetes; Mucorales; Mucoraceae
Product: galactose mutarotase-like domain-containing protein
Exons: 29
Coding region: 30-3317 (1095 amino acids)
Biological process (GO): oligosaccharide catabolic process; mannose metabolic process
Cellular component (GO): fungal-type vacuole membrane
Molecular function (GO): carbohydrate binding; alpha-mannosidase activity
Source: RefSeq, a predicted model, not a curated record
UUUUUAUUUUUUUUUUUUAUUUUUUUAAAAUGACAAUUUACGGUCAUCGACAUAGUCAUCACGCUGAUAACAGCUUAAGACCUUCAUUAGAUAAUGCACCACGAGUACCUAAGAAUAUCACUCAGUCUCGUGUCAAUAACUUUUUAGCUAGUGGCGGCCAGUUUUAUGGUAUGGGCAUUCAAACUAAAUUUUGGCUUGCAAGACAAGGUGGCCCCCCUUAUGUAAAUCUCAAAGUGUAUAGUGUACCCGAUUUAAAGCGCAUACCGUUUAAAGAAGCAGUUACACAAAAGUUUCAAGAUUUCAAUAUAGGAGUAGAUCAUAGUUUUGGACCUAGUUGGUCAACCCAUUGGUUUCAUAUUUCUAUACUAAUUCCUAAAGAAAUGGACAGUAAAGAAGUCAUACUUCAGUGGGAUAUGGGGUGUGAAGGCUUAGUAUGGAGCACAGAUGGAGUCCCUUUACAAGGUCUUACAGGAGGAACUGAUCAAGCACGUCACGAGUUUAUUAUUUCAAAGUAUGCUAAAUCAGAAGAAAAAUACGAAUUUUAUAUUGAAGCUGCAUGCAAUGGUAUGUUUGGUGUUGGUGCAAACGAUGCAAUGGUUGCUGAUCCAGAUCGCUAUUUUAAUCUUACAACUGCUGAUCUUGUUGUGCCUAACAAAGCUAUUCAAGCUCUUUACCAUGACUUGAUCGUAAUUCGUGGUAUUGCUUAUGAUACAGAUCAGAAUUCCUCUCGUUCCCGACAAGCUUUAUGGACUUUAAAUGAAGUGAUUAAUAAUUAUAUUGGAGAUGAUGAGAAGGCAAUUGAAGACUGUUUACAGUUAACUCAUACAUUCCUUUGUGCUCAAAAUGGAACUGGAACUAGUCAACAUCAAAUCACAGCUGUUGGUAAUUGUCAUAUUGAUACGGCAUGGCUUUGGCCUUAUGAUGAAACAAAACGAAAGAUUGCAAGAUCAUGGUCAAGCCAGCUUAUGCUAAUGGACUCUUAUCCUCAUUAUGUUUUUACUGGUUCUCAAGUACAACAAUAUGAAUGGCUUAAAGAGCUUUACCCAGUUCUUUUCGAGAGGAUCCAAAAGGCCGAAAAAACUGGUCAAUGGGAAAUUAUUGGUGGAAGCUGGGUUGAACAUGGUACAAAUAUGCCUUCGGGGGAAUCCUUAUGUCGACAAAUGCUUUUAGGGCAGCAGUUUUAUGAGAAAAACUUUGGAAAAAGAACUAGAGUGUUUUGGCUACCUGAUUCAUUUGGAUAUUCGGCACAACUUCCUCAAAUACUUAAAUCUUCUGGAUGCGAUUAUUUCUUUACUCAAAAGCUUUCAUGGAAUAAUAUAAAUAAGUUUCCUUUAUCAACAUUUUGGUGGACAGGGAUUGAUGAUUCUCGUAUUUUAGCUCACUUGACACCUGCAGAAACGUAUACUGCUUCUGUAACUCCUAGUGAGCUUUAUAAAUGUUCUCGAAAUCAUCAUGAUCUUGAAUACUCAAAUGAAAGUUUACUUGUUUAUGGACAUGGUGAUGGUGGCGGAGGCCCUACUCCAGAAAUGUUAGAAAGAUUAAAAAGGAUGCAUAAUGUGGAUGGUUUACCUAUCGUCAAACCUGGGAGUGCUACUGAAUUCUUUAUUAGUCUUGAGAAAAAUUCUAAUCGAUUACAGUCCUAUAAAGGGGAGUUGUAUUUGGAAUUCCAUCGUGGCACUUAUACCUCACAAGCACUUGUUAAAAAAGGUAACCGUAAAAGUGAAGUCAUCAUUAGAGAUGUAGAAAUACUUGCUACAAUAGCAAAAGUUUUAUCCAAUAAAAUAAAUAGUGACUACAGUUACCCUGUUAAGCAAAUCACUCAUUUAUGGAAACUUAUAUGUCUUAAUCAGUUUCAUGAUUGUUUACCAGGUUCUGCUAUUAACUUGGCUUAUGUAGAUGUUCACAAGUUCCAUCGUGAAGUAAUUUCAAGCUGCUCAUUACUCCGCUAUGCAUCUCAGUCUUUCAUUAUUGAUGAAAGCACAAAAGAAUGUUUCUCUAGCACAAAAGAGAAUAGUCAAGAUCAUCAAAGUAUCAUUGCUUUUAACACGCUUCCUUGGUCUCGUACUGAAGUCAUUAUUUCCCCCGAGAAAAAUACAAAAUGGAUGAAUCAACAAUGGAAAGAAAACUAUGAGUACCUUAUAGUUAAAAAUGUCCCAGGUCUUGGAGCUUCUAAUUAUGUCGCUUCAGCUGAAAAUUUUCAUAUAGUUCCUCCAGAAAAGGCAGCUCAAGCCUACAAGACCGAACAUAAUCACUUUGUAUUAGAGAAUAUGAACCUUAAAGCAACUUUCAAUCCUAAUGGACAGCUUAUUGAACUCAUUGAUAAAAAUUCAACAAGAGGCAACCUUAUUUCCAAAGAUUCUAGAGGAAAUAUCUUACAGCUUUAUGAGGAUGUGCCUACUUACUGGGAUGCAUGGGAUAUUGAAAUCUAUCAUCUUCAAAAAUAUGUUGAGUUAGAAAGCCAAAAUACAUUAAAGAUUAUUUCAGAUGGUCCUCUUAAGGCAGAACUUUAUUUUAAUCAUAAAAUAUCAGAUAUUAGUCACAUAGAACAAACAAUCAGUCUUACAUGCGUAAGUGAACGACUUGAGUUUGAAAGCUUUGUUGAUUGGCAUGAAAGCCAUCAGUGCUUGAAAGUUGAAUUUAAUUGGGAUAUUGUUACUGAUUAUGCUACAUAUGAUAUUCAAUAUGGCGUUGUUAGAAGACCCACACAUUACAAUACCACGAUCGAAUCUGCAAAAUUUGAGGUUUGUGGACAUAAGUUUGCUGAUUUAUCAGAGUCUAACUAUGGUAUUGCUUUGAUAAAUGAUUGUAAAUACGGUUAUUCAACUCAUGGAAAUACACAACGCCUUUCAUUAUUGCGUUCACCCAAGGGUCCUGAUGAGACUGCAGAUAUGGGUCAACAUAAAUUCAAAUAUGCUAUAUAUCCUCACCAAGGAUGCUACGCGUCUUCUAGAGUCAUGCAAUCAGCAUUAGAAUUUAACGUACCUCUGUCAAUCCGUCUUGCAAAAGGACAUACACUUCAAAGGGGUACACUUGUUCCAUCUCUGUUUACUAUUGAACCUAAUAAUCAAAUAAUUAUUGACACUAUCAAGUUUUCAGAAGAUGAUAAUGGUGAGGGUAAACAGAUUAUUUUACGUAUCUAUGAGGCUUAUGGUGGCAAAAGUAGUGCUGUUUUGAAAAGUUACCUGGAUAUUAAACGUAUUCAAAUUUCAAAUGUAUUGGAAGAUAACCUUGGUCAAGUAUUAAAAAAAGAAAAUAAUGGUUAUAAUAUAACACUUAAAGCUUUUCAAAUCAUGACACUCAAAGUGGAUUUGAAUUAAAUUUUUUAAAUCGAAAUGAAUGAAUAUUAUACAUAUACAUUAAUAAAAAAAAAAAAAGAACACAUACACACACACACAUACAGGGUAUUCUUUAUAUUU